Molecule: messenger RNA, 414 nt
Organism: Plasmodium adleri (nom. inval.)
Lineage: Eukaryota; Apicomplexa; Aconoidasida; Haemosporida; Plasmodiidae
Product: acyl-CoA synthetase, putative
Exons: 1
Coding region: 1-414 (137 amino acids)
Cellular component (GO): endoplasmic reticulum; membrane
Molecular function (GO): long-chain fatty acid-CoA ligase activity
Source: RefSeq, a predicted model, not a curated record
AUGUUUUUCAAAAAAGUAUUAUCUUUUAGUAAUUCUUUGAAUAAAUAUGAGGGAAUUAAUAUUCCAGAAAGAACAUAUAACGAAGAAAUGAAUAAUGGUAAAUUUAGGUUAUUAGGUUUAUAUGGGAGUAAUUCUAUAAAUUGGUUAAUUACUGAUUUGGGUGCUAUGAUUAGUGGAGUUACUACUUUAGUGAUGCAUUCAAAUUUUAGUAUAGAUGUAAUUGUAAAUAUAUUAAAUGAAACGAAAUUAGAAGGGCUAUGUUUAGAUUUCGAUUUGGUUGAAGUUUUUUUGAGACGUAUAAAUGAAUUGCCGUACUUGAAAAAUCUUAUAAUUUUAGAUACUGUAGCUAAACACGGUAUAAUAAUUUCAAAUAAUGAAAAAGAAAUAAAAAAUUCUAAUUUAAAAUGCAAUUGA